GUAUUGGUCAAUGUACAGUAUAGUACAUGUUUAUUCAUCUGUUUGAAACUUUAUUAUUCUCUAUAUUUUAGUCUCAAUUUGUGAUUUCUGAAUAUUGCGAACAGUUUUAAAUUAAACAAUAAAUUUUACUGAACUAAUUAAUCAAUUCAGUAACAUACUAUUUACAAAUAUCAAGAUUUCACAUUUAAGUAUUUCAUUUUAAAUACGGUUCAUAGAAUUUACCUUAUAAAUUGAAAGCCACACCUAUUUUUAUUAAAUUUGUUUGAUUGUUCGAAAAAAGUGAUUAUAUAGUUUUUUUAAGAAUAAAAAAAUGAAAAUGAAUGCGUUCAUAUUUGUUUUCUUGUGUCUUAGUGUCUAUUCAGGCUACGCCCUAGAAUGCUAUGUUUGUCAAAAUCAGGAAGGAAACAUUGAAAAAUGUUUAAAUACGAUAAAAACAUGUGAACAUGAUGAAGACGUUUGUCUCUCAGAAAUUAGUUGGGGAAGUCCGCCCUAUUGGUCGCAGGGAGCAACGAAACAAUUUUAUGUCUCCAAACGAUGCUCUAGUAAACGAAAAUGUGAAGCAAGGAGACAAAAUUAUAUGUCUACUUGUACCCAUAUAUGGUACUUAGACUGGAAAUGCUCCGAGUGUUGUCAAGGAGAUAGGUGUAAUUAUUACAUCAUAUCUGGAACAAGUAAACCAGGACAAAAUAUUGCUAUAAUAACUUCAUUAGUUUUUACAAUAUUUACCGUUGUGUUCAGAAUCUAGCGCAAAAAAAUAAUUUUAAGAUUAAGUUAAAUAUCAAGAUCUGCAGAAUUUGUCACGUAGACAAUUUUUUAAGAAUUAUCAAAGAACAAAGAAAAAAAAAUAACUGAAUACUUCUUCCGUCCAAAUGUAAAUAAGUAUUUCUUCUCAUUAGUUUUGUAUAUAAUUUAAAAGAAAAAAAAAUGACACAAAGUAUUUACUUUUUUAUCGUUAAUUUUAAUCUUUUUUUAACAACUAGAAUUUUAUUCAAUUAAUAGAAAAUGUAAACAUUUAUGUGCCUUAAUGUUUCACGAUUGGAAGGAACUAAUUUUAAAAGUAGUGUAAAUCCAAUACGUGAUGAAUAAGUGCAUUUGAAAAUUAAAAAAAAAUUUGAUGUUAUAGGUAUUUUCUUAGGAAAAUAAAAGAAACUUUAUGAAUGUUAAUAAUUCAUUGAAAUUGUAUUUUGCAGCAAAUGUUGAAAAAAUACUCAAUUCCGUCCAUAAUUAAUAAGAUUUGUUUGGACAGGAGUGAAACUUUGUCCUCGCAUAUAAUGUUGUAUUUUUAAAUUUAUGAUUCGAUUAAAUUGAAUAAAAAACUUUAUACCAAAAAUUAA
Molecule: messenger RNA, 1334 nt
Organism: Leptopilina heterotoma
Lineage: Eukaryota; Metazoa; Arthropoda; Insecta; Hymenoptera; Figitidae
Exons: 4
Coding region: 311-745 (144 amino acids)
Source: RefSeq, a predicted model, not a curated record